Molecule: messenger RNA, 962 nt
Organism: Ipomoea triloba (trilobed morning glory)
Lineage: Eukaryota; Viridiplantae; Streptophyta; Magnoliopsida; Solanales; Convolvulaceae
Product: probable glutathione S-transferase
Exons: 3
Coding region: 70-750 (226 amino acids)
Biological process (GO): glutathione metabolic process
Cellular component (GO): cytoplasm
Molecular function (GO): glutathione transferase activity
Source: RefSeq, a predicted model, not a curated record
GCCAAUAACCCAGAACAGAGACACACCAGUUAAUUAACGCAGAAUUGAAGUAGCAAAAGCUGAGAGAUAAUGGCAGAAGUAAAGGUCCUAGGUCACUGGGCAAGCGCUUUUAGCGUAAAUGUUGAGAUUGCUCUCAAACUCAAAGGAGUUGAAUAUGAAUUCAUACUAGAAGAUCUGCCCAACAAGAGCCCCUUGCUUCUCAAAUCCAACCCUGUCCACAAGAAAAUCCCUGUGCUCUUGCACAACGGAAACCCACUACCUGAGUCUCUCUCUCUCGUCAUCAUCGAGUAUAUCGACGAGACCUUCCCGGGCACUCCCAUUUUGCCUAAACAUCCUUAUGAGAAAGCCAUGGCUCGUUUCUGGGCUAAGUUCAUUGACGACAAGUUCUUUUCUGGGGCUAAGAAAGCGCUAUUUAUCAGAGGCGAAGAGGAAGAGAAGGGAAAAGAGGAAGUUUGUGAGGCUCUGAAAAUUCUGGACAGUGAAUUGAAGAACAAGAAGUUCUUUGGAGGGGAGAUGAUCGGACUUGCAGAUUUAGCCGCCAGUUUCAUCGCCUUAUGGAUGGGAGUUUUUGAAGAAGUUAUAGGGGUGGAUUUGGGCGUGACCCAAGAAAAAUUCCCUCAUUUAUGUUGUUGGAAGCAGGAUUUUCUCAACUGUGAUGUAAUUAAGGAGACCUUACCUCCAAGAGAUAAACUUUUUGCUUUCCACAACAAGAGAUACAACCCAGAAGCGACAAGUACUGCUACUCAGUAAUAAGCAAAUGCAUUUUCUGUUUUUUUUUUUUAGUCAGAGACUUCUGCUUGCGUUAAGUUGUUGAAACACUUUUUAGACUGAGACGUUUGUAAGAGAAUAGUUCUACUAUUCUAGUUUUAUUUCUGUUUUAAUAAGGUAAUGUUUAUGUAUCAUCUAUGUUGCAACUCUUGUUUAGUUAUUAUUAAUAAAAUAAUAAGAAGAGAUCAUUGGCA